AUGGAGAUUCCACUCGCGUUUUAUCAGAGCUUAAGACUAGACGAAAACCAGAGCAAUAGUCGAGAGUCAUGUUAUUCCAAUCCAAAGGUUUUCAAUUUCCCGCGGUUUUCUGGAUACGAUUUCUCGCUCCGCCGAAGAAGAUGGAAGAACCCAUUUGCGAGAAUCACUUGCUCUUCUCUAGUUCAAGGGCUGAAACCUAAACCGAGGCUGAAAUCGGAACCAAUCAGAGAAACCGGCGGCGAUGACGAGGGAUCGAAAGGUCCGGUUUUGGACGAGACCCAGAUCAGGAAAUCUGGUGUUAGGAUAUGUAGUCAGAUUGAAAAAUUUGUUCUUUGCAAUAGAUUUAGGGAAGCGUUUGAAUUGUUUGAGAUUCUGGAGAUUCGAGGUAGUUUUCGCGUUGGGUACAUGAAAUGUUGGAAUCUUGAUGAUGAAAACAGGCAAAUAUAUCAAAAAGUUGAUGAAGUAAUGGAGGAAAUCUCUGGUUUUGGGUACUCGGCGGGGGAGAGAAAUGUUUUGCCUGAUGUCGAGGAGGAAGAGCGGCGAGUAGUGAGAUAUCACAGUGAGAAGCUUGCGAUAGCUUAUGGAUUGGUGAAUACGCCGGAGUGGAAUCAGUUGCAGAUAACUCAGAACCAUAGGAUAUGCAGAGAUUGUCAUAAAGUUGUUGAGUUCAUAUCUUUGGUUACAGGUAGAGAGAUUGUAGUGAGAGAUGCGAGCAGGUUCCAUCAUUUUAAAGAAGGGAAGUGUUCUUGUGGAGGAUAUUGGUGA
Messenger RNA from Thlaspi arvense, 765 nucleotides. Lineage: Eukaryota; Viridiplantae; Streptophyta; Magnoliopsida; Brassicales; Brassicaceae. The record is from the annotation of a GenBank genome assembly.